This is a messenger RNA of Clarias gariepinus (North African catfish), 1839 nucleotides long. Its product is annotated as E3 ubiquitin-protein ligase TRIM39-like. The coding region runs from base 108 to 1808 and encodes 566 amino acids. The transcript is spliced from 8 exons. Lineage: Eukaryota; Metazoa; Chordata; Actinopteri; Siluriformes; Clariidae. Gene Ontology annotation, molecular function: zinc ion binding; protein binding; ubiquitin-protein transferase activity. Gene Ontology annotation, biological process: protein ubiquitination. The record is from RefSeq and is a predicted model, not a curated record.
GAGACACACUUGUUUUUACAUGAAGUUCUGAAAUUAACUGCAGGAUAUUAACUUGUAAAUGUAAAUUCUCUCUCCCUGAAAGAAGCUAAAGAUAAAGGAGGAAGUAAAUGGCUGAAUCUUCACUACCAACACAAGGCAGAAGAAGGAGGACCAGCAUGGAUGAACCAUGUUCAUUUUCUAGUGACUCCAGCGAUCUCCUGUCUGAAAAGCUGCUGCUGUGUUCCAUCUGUCUGGGUGUGUUCACUGAUCCAGUCACCACUCCAUGUGGACACAACUUCUGCAAUAGCUGCCUUACACAGUGCUGGGAGACGAGUCAACACUCUCACUGUCCAUUAUGUAAAGAGAAAUUCACCAAGAGACCUGAACUGAAGAUUAAUAUAACACUGAGAGAGGUUACAGAUCACUUCAAGAAGAAAAGUGUUCCUGACAAACCUGAGGUUCUUUGUGAUGCCUGCACUGGAGAGAAGCUGAAGGCCCUGAAAUCCUGUCUGGAUUGUGGACUGACUUUGUGUAAAUCUCAUCUAGAACCUCAUAAUCAUGUUCCCAAACUUAAGAAACACAAACUAAUAAACCCUGUGAAGAACCUGGAGGACUACAUAUGCCAAAAACAUGAGAGACCUCUGGAGCUGUUCUGUAGAGAUGAUCAGACGCGUGUGUGUCAGUUCUGCACUGAAGGAGACCACAAGAGUCACAACACUGUUACUAUAGAGGAGGAGAGCAGAGAGAGGAAGACUCAGCUGGGAAAAACACAGAAAGAUUUGCAGCAGAAGAUUCAGGACCGACUAAAGAAGAUUCAGAAAAUAAAACACUCAGUAGAGCUCAGCAAAAGAGACAUAGAGAAAGAGAAAGCAGACAAUGUUGAAGUCUUCACUGCUCUGAUUCGCUCCAUUGAGAGAAGUCAGGCUGAGCUGCUGGAGGUGAUGGAGGAGAAGCAGAAAGCAGCAGAGAGGCAGGCUGAAGGACUCAUUAAAGAGCUGGAGCAGGAAAUCACUGUGCUAAAGAGGAGAGACACUGAGCUGGAGCAGCUCUCACACACUGAGGAUCAUCUCGACCUCCUACAGAUUUCCUCCUCCAUGUGCAGCCCUCCACACACCAAGAACUGGACUGAGAUCAGUAUUAACACUGAUCUGAGUGGGGACACUGUGAGGACAGCUCUGUCUCAGCUUCAGCAGACUCUCAAUGAGAAACUCACUCAAACACUCAAUGACAAGUUAAAGGAAACAGUUUCCACAGAACUGAAGAGGAUUCAGCAGUAUGCAGUGGAUGUGACUCUGGAUCCUGAUACAGCUCAUCCCACUCUCAUCCUGUCUGCUGAUGGAAAACAAGUGACACAUGGAGACACACAACAGGAUCUCUCUGAUACACCACAGAGGUUCAAUAAGUGUGUUAUGGUUCUGGGAAAGCAGAGUUUCUCCUCAGGGAGAUUUUAUUAUGAGGUGCAGGUCAGAGGGAACACUGACUGGGAUCUUGGAGUCGCCACAGAGUCCAUUAACAGGAAGGGAAAGAUUAAACUGAGCCCUGAGGAUGGCAUCUGGACUGUGGUACUGAGGAAUGAGAAUCAGUAUAAGGCUUGUGCUCGUCCCUCUGUCCCCCUCACACUGAGAGAGAAGGUGGAGAAGGUGGGGGUGUUUGUGGAUUAUGAGGAGGGUCUGGUCUCCUUUUAUGAUGUGGAGUCCAGAUCUCAUAUCUACUCUUUCACUAGUCAGUCUUUCACUGAGAAACUCUAUCCAUACUACUGUCCAUGUUUAAAUCAAGGAGGUAAAAACUCAGCACCACUGAUCAUCUCUCCUGUGUGUAAGACUGAGUAAAAUUUUCACUUCACAGAUUAAAUAAUUUAUU